Meyerozyma guilliermondii ATCC 6260 is the source of this 720-nucleotide messenger RNA. RefSeq lists its product as uncharacterized. The coding region runs from base 1 to 720 and encodes 239 amino acids. Lineage: Eukaryota; Fungi; Ascomycota; Pichiomycetes; Serinales; Debaryomycetaceae. The transcript has a single exon. The record is from RefSeq and is a predicted model, not a curated record.
AUGUUACGUAAUCUAGUCAAGAUUACAAUUUUAUUGAACCUAGUUAUCAUGACAAGCUGUGCUGAAUUAUCAACUGAACAACUCAAAGCUUAUUUAUACUUAACAGGAAAAAUUAGCUAUUCAACAGUUGAUAAUCAAACCACUCAUUAUAUCCAACACUAUGGACUCAAUCACGUUAAUGAGUCAUUAGGUACUUUUAACCCUAUCAGUGACGAAAUUGAGACACGAUUUCCCGAUUCACAAAUUCUUGAAAAACUCAAAGAACUUGGCUUAACACCUAAUGCCACCUGUGAUUAUAUUGGUAUGUUCUCUGCAUUUCGCGAGAGUGACAACCCCAAGUACCAAAAUAGAACACUAGACUUAGAUAAAGCUAGAGAACUAUCACUUGACCGUGAAUUUAUGGGAAAUAAAGCUUAUCUAGACCGAAUUAAUGAAGAUAAGCGCAAUGGUAUACGGUAUGUUACCGGCGACGACGAAGACCCUAGCUACGGACCGGUCAAUAUGGGAGCCAUUAAAAAUGAGAGCCAGUUGUUAUCAAAGAAAUCAUAUGAUUGUUGCGAUGUAUUUGAUUGUGAUGAUGAUACACAAUGUCGCUAUAUGAGUACCUCUAGCCGCAAGUGCUCUUGCCAUACUGACAGGUUGGGAGACGAUUGUAAUUGGGAUUCAUAUAUCCUCCAACCUCAUAUUGGAGUGAUUCAAAUAUGGCAUUGCAAACAUUGA